Molecule: messenger RNA, 2194 nt
Organism: Parnassius mnemosyne (clouded apollo)
Lineage: Eukaryota; Metazoa; Arthropoda; Insecta; Lepidoptera; Papilionidae
Source: the annotation of a GenBank genome assembly
CAAAAUUAAGAGAAUUAUUUACCAUAAUCCUCAUAUUUUGCCAACCAUCUGAUCCCUUGCAGCUAUGGAACAAAUUUCGGGAAGAUUUGUGUCAAGAUAUAUUAUACAGAAUGCGUAAUGAGACCCAGGAUAUGACAUUAGCAUAUAGUGAUGACAUAUACAAUGAUGGACUUAUCAUAAUUGAAGAUAAGAUUCAUGAGAUUUGUGAUAAAUCAUUAACUGAUUUUGGGCUUCCUGCAACAAAAAGGAAUAACACACACCAUAAUUUGGAUCCUUUAGAAAUAGCAUUGCGGAAGCCAUACGAUGUAAAUGAAUUAAAUGAGUAUAUUACUGUAAAUGAACCUAAGUUAGUUAAUGACCAGGUGAUGGCAUACAAUAGUGUUAUGCACAGUGUUCGUUUCAAUGAGGGAAAAAUAUUUUUUUUUGGAUGCUCCAGGCGGAACCGGCAAAACUUUCAUUACUAAUUUGAUAUUAGCAAAAGUAAGGUCUCAGGGAAAACUAGCUUUGGCAGUAGCGUCAUCAGGAAUCGCUGCAACUUUAUUAGCUGGUGGACGCACAGCUCAUUCCACUUUUAAACUGCCCCUAACCGUUUCGUUACAGAAAGAUAGCGUGUGCUCUAUUCGUAAAAAUGGCCCUUUAGGAAAAGUUUUGCAAGACGUCUCUUUAAUAAUCUGGGAUGAAUGUACCAUGAUUCAUAGAGCUCACGUAGAGGCUCUAGAUAGGACUCUUAGAGAUAUUAGAAGCUGUGAUAAAAUCAUGGGUGGGAUUACUGUCAUGUUUGCUGGGGAUUUUCGGCAAACUUUACCAGUAGUAGUAAGAGGAACUAGAGCAGACAUUGUAAAAUCUUGCCUCAAAAGUUCUCCAUUAUGGAAAUUUGUUCAUACCUUAAAUCUAUCUACGAACAUGAGAGCACAUUUGGGGGGAGGUAGUACAAAUUUUCCUUUGAAGUUACUUUUAAUUGGAGACGGAAAAGUACCUCAUUUUGAAAAUAAAAUACCUAUUGAUCAAGAUUUAGGAGAAAAAGUGACUAGCAUUGAGAGUUUAAUAUCAAAAGUUUACCCAGAUAUCGUCGAAAUAGAAAAUAAAGAUUAUCAAUGGAUGUGUCAACGAGCAAUAUUGGCGGCGAGAAACAGUAGUGUUGACGAAAUUAACGAUUUAAUUUUAACUAAACUUCCAGGGGAUAUAGUCACCUACACUUCUAUUGAUAAUGUAAUGGAUCAAGAAGAUGCAGUCCAUUAUCCACAGGAAUUUCUUAAUUCUUUAAACCCGAGUGGCCUCCCCCCACAUUCUCUCAAGUUAAAAAUUGGUGCCCCAAUUAUUUUACUUAGAAAUCUUAAGCCACCAAAUUUAUGUAACGGGACUCGACUUCAGGUUAAAUUUCUUCGCAAUAACGUGAUCGUUGCAACAGUUUUGACUGGUCCAGCGGUUGGUCAAACAGUACUUAUACCUCGGAUCCCAAUGAUUCCAAAUGAUUUGCCUUUUCAUUUUAAAAGAGUCCAAUUCCCAAUUAAAUUAUCUUUUGCCGUAACGAUAAAUAAAUCACAGGGGCAAACAUUUAAAUAUGUAGGAUUAGAUUUACGGCAAGACUGUUUUUCGCACGGCCAACUAUAUGUCGCGUUGUCAAGAUCAGGUUGCGGAAACAAUCAAUAUAUUCUUCUGCCACAAGAAAAUAAAACGAAAAAUAUAAUUUACUCAGAAGUACUUUAAAAUAAUAUUUUAACCCGGUUUAAAGUAGACGGACACUCCCGCCUGUAGUCGUAAUUCUUAUGUGUCUGGCUGAAUGUCGAACAGACAGACAGCUAUUGCCUGCGACUUAUACAAUUUAACUUAAUCUAUAUUUUUCUUAAUAUUAUAAAGCUGAAAAGUUUGGUUGUUUGUUAUGAACGCGGUAAUCUCGGGAAAUACUGAUCUGAUAUGAAAACUGUUUAAAUAUUCAAUAGUCCAUUUAUUGAGGGAGGCUAUAAUAUAGGCAAUAUUUUAUCUCGGUAUUUCCACGGAAACGAGAAAAACGCGGGUGAAACCGCGGGGCACAGCUAGUAAUCUAAUAAAUCAAUAAUAAAUCUUUUUCUAAAAAUUACCACUCACUAAAUACGAUAGUCGAUGGGACACCAUUAAAUAUCUUAUCAUUUCUAUUUCAUUACACAGCUGUUUGCAGUAUACUUCCAUAAACUACUUGGAAUACGUUUAUUUUUCG